This is a messenger RNA of Somion occarium, 2973 nucleotides long. The record is from the annotation of a GenBank genome assembly. NCBI's taxonomy places the organism in Eukaryota, Fungi, Basidiomycota, Agaricomycetes, Polyporales, Cerrenaceae.
GUACUCAACCUACGUCUGAUAGCAGUGUGAUAAGUUAAAUCGGCUGGCAGCGUGGAAGGUUUGAUCGUCUCGAUAAGAGUAAGUAUUGGGAUUACUUGUGCAGGAUCCCAAAAAUCACCGUGGGUAGCAAGAAGAGACGAGAUGGGUCUCAUGUGAGCUUGAUGUAAGUAAGCCUGUAGAAUGCGUUUAUACUUAGUUGUCCAAACGUUCAAAGGACGAAUUCCUUGAUAUUAGAGUGAUCGCGCACUUACCCCACGUUGCUUAGUCAGCAAUUUUUUGCCUCCUCGGUUCGGUCCUCUUCGAGGUCUUCCAAUUUACUCUACUAGAUCUUGUGCACCCUGCAUCUAUUGAAUACCCCUCAAAGCAAAUACUGACAUUGAGAAUCAUACUAGACUGUCACCUCACCUCAGCACCCGGAAAAGGGCUCUAUGGAUCCUCAUUCCCGCCUGUCCCAGUUUAAUAAUCGACCACCAAAAGCUGGUCCUAAUCAGCGCCGUAUGGAAGCACCAUUGAGAACUUUAGAUCCCUUGGAUAAUUACAAGAAGAAGUCCGCCUCGUCUAAAUACCCGGCCUCCUCAUCUACCUCGUCGUUACUGGGUCGCCCGAUCGCUACUAAUUCCAGAGUCAAACAAGAUGAACAGUACAGGAAGGAUAUGCACCUGGCAUUUAUUACGAAUGCUCUCCAGCAGAAAGCAAAGGGAAUCAGCGACACCUUUGACGAGCUUGUCGAUCAAUUCAACCUGAAGAAAACGACCGGAGACGCUCCAUCUCCUGCACCCCAGCUGCGUUUAUGGAUUCUCGCAUUAUCCAAUGUCGUCUCCCGUCUAGAGCGUUGUCAUUCCACCCUCAUCGAAGCAGUGGUCAGUAUGCCAUGGACUACCAUGGAUACAAGCUUCGUCAAAUCCUAUACGUCAUUCAUCGGAAUGCUUGUUAGUGCAAAACCUGAAUACCUAGCCACUGUGCUUGGGAAACUUGCCCAUGGUCUUACUUAUCAAUCUGGUCUGCAAGCAUUGGACGCCGGCUUGCCCGAGAGCUCGUCACAUCCUCUUACUCGUCGUGUGGUUUAUGACCGUAUCCACUACCUUCUUCGACAUCUACUAUCGCUUGUACCAACCUUGCCAUCAACGCUGCAGCCGUUGCUUGUGCAACAUUUCCCGCACAAACGACAAAGUCAAGGGGCUCAAGUCACUUAUAUCCGCAACCUACUGAGAAUAAUGGAGUACUGUCCCCAGUUGGCGGAUCGAAUACUGGCUACUAUUGUGGAUCGCGCCCUUCAAAUAGAUGUCGAAAUUCAAUGCGAAAUGGAGGAGCUGGAGGAACAGCUUGGUCAAGAAGAGAUCGAGAUUUUUGACUUGGAUCCAUUUGAUACCAUUGUCGGUCAAGAAGGCGAAGACUCUGACUCUGAAGACGAUAGCGACGAGGAAGGUGCCCAUUUGAGUGACCUGUCAUCCGACGCGGGAGGAGGCGAUGACGACGACGACGCGGAAGCGGAAGACGUUCCAACAGAUUUCAAACACGUCAAUGACAUGGUCAACAAACUCGACGCCAUCUUGAAGAAUGUCUUCGAUCACUUCAACCAAACUCAUGCAAUGACCGACCCGCCUGUAGCAUCAGGGCUGUCUACGCCAUUAUCCGAAAUACCCAUGACCCCACUCGAUUCACCUAACCCUUCGCCACCACCAGACCCAGAAGAAGGCAAAGCCUUACGACGAGCUCAAUUCUACACCCUUCUCUCCAUCUUCGACCGUGUUAUCCUUCGAACCUUCAAAUCUCGCUAUACCCAAUUCCUAGUCUUCUGGUACUCCUCUCUUGACCCUGAAUUUAGCGACGUCUUCCAGGGAAUGCUUGUUUCCAAAGCUCUUCUCGAAGAAGAUCAACCAGCUGUCACGCGAGCCGCUGCCGCAAGUUACAUCGCUAGCUUUGUUAGCAGGGCACAGUUUGUUGACAAGGAGAAUACGAGACGUGUUAUGGCGUGUCUGUGUAACUUUUUGAAGAGUCGGGUGGAUAUUUUCGAUGCUGUGACCCUAUCAGGUGCUCCGCAGGCUAGUAUGGCACAUCAUACUAUCUUCUAUGCGGUCACCCAAGCGGUCUUUCUGAUCUUCUGUUUCCGGUGGAGGGAUUUGAUGUAUGACCCAGAGGAUGCGGAUGAACACGCUCCUACUAACGGACCCACAUCGAAGUGGAUGUCAGAGUUGGAUGUUUUGCAGCGGGUUGUGCUCUCAGAACUCAAUCCUCUCAAGAUGUGUUCUUCAAAUGUCGUCAUGCAGUUUGCGAAAGUCGCCCACUCGACCGAUUUCCUUUAUUGCUAUUCCAUCAUCGAAUCCAACAAACGUUCCGACUAUGCACCUUCACAACCGAACGACUCCCAGCAGAAUAGUGCCUCACGACUUCGUGGACUAGUAAUACACCCUGCUUUGGCUGGUUCCUCAAUGCACACCGAGCUGAACACAUUCUUCCCUUUCGAUCCGUACAAACUUCCCAGGUCAAGCGCUUACAUACAGGGUGUGUAUCGGGAAUGGUCGUCGGUGGCUAUUGAUGAUGACGACGAGGACGAGGAUGAGGAUGAAGCGGAGUCUGACGAUGAAGAGCACUACCAUGCUUCCUUCGACGGAGGUAUCGCAGUACCUCAAAGUUCCUCUCCCAGCCGUGGGGAUGAUACGGAUGGGCUCGGUGCGUCAUUUGGUGGGAUGAGUAUCAGUCCCGCUCGACCUGGUUUAGCUGUCAGUAGGUCUGUGGCCAUGUCUGUCUCAUAAGAGUAGUUCUAUCGUUUGUUGUACGUUCUCGCUUUCUUUUGCUCUUUUUGCUUUGUAUCGUUUCAUCACGUUGUCCACAAUAUUUCAUGCAAUGCAUUUGGAUUGGAAUAUAAAAGGCUGUGGUAGAAUUUGUGGGAAGCGCGAUUGGUACGUGACAUGGAGGUGAAACUCAGUGAGCCGCGAUGUACGCCUCGUGGUCGAAGUAAGGUCCAAUCGGUGG